Molecule: messenger RNA, 495 nt
Organism: Meyerozyma guilliermondii ATCC 6260
Lineage: Eukaryota; Fungi; Ascomycota; Pichiomycetes; Serinales; Debaryomycetaceae
Exons: 1
Coding region: 1-495 (164 amino acids)
Biological process (GO): vesicle-mediated transport
Cellular component (GO): membrane
Source: RefSeq, a predicted model, not a curated record
AUGAAGAAGAUCAUGGACAAGUACAUUGAGUUUCGGAGCGAUAAGACAAGUCUGACACCUACAGAUAAGGCUCGUUUGGGAGAAUUCAAAUUGUAUAUGAACCAAAUUAUAAAGUUUGAAGAGAUGAAUUAUGACUCCAACCUGAGAAUCUACAGCUACGGAGCAACAGACCAGCGAGAUGAUGACGGAAGUGGCGAAAUAAUUGGACCCAAUCAACUAGUAUUGGCAACCGAAGAAACCCAAGAAGUGCGACAGUUGAUGUUGGAAAACAUCAACAAAAUCAUGCAUAGGGGAGACAAGAUCAACUCGCUAGUCAAUCAAACAGAUCGUUUGACGAACUCUUCUGCGGUGUUUCAGAGGAAAGCGCAACAAAUACAUAGAAAGAUGUGGCUCCAAAAUAAGAAACUCUGGCUAGCCAUUGGUGGUACCGGAGCAUUGACAGUCUACAUUAUAGCCAGCUACAAUUGCGGUAUGGGACUAACGCACUGUCUUUGA